AUGCCUUCUACGAAAGUCGCUGCUCUUUCUGCUGUCCUAGCUCUAGCCUCCACGGUCGCUGGCCACGGCUUUGUGCAAAACAUUGUUAUCGGUGGCAAAUCCUACUCUGGAUAUCUCGUGAACCAGUUCCCUUACCAGUCCAACCCGCCAGCUGUCAUUGGGUGGGCAACCACUGCAACAGACUUGGGAUUCGUCGAUCCCACUAAGUACACCAGUGCAGACAUCAUCUGCCACAGGAAUGCCGUACCCGGUGCGAUUUCUGCUCCAGUUGUCGCAGGAGGCACUGUCGAGCUCCAAUGGACUACAUGGCCCGGAAGCCACCACGGUCCCGUUAUCAGCUAUCUCGCCAACUGCAAUGGCAACUGCUCUACCGUGGACAAGACAAAGCUGAACUUUGUCAAGAUAGAGGAAGGUGGUCUGAUCAACGACAACCCCGUCCCAGGAACAUGGGCUUCCGACCAACUCAUCGCCGCCAACAACAGCUGGACUGUAAAAAUCCCUGCCACUAUCGCACCUGGAAACUAUGUCUUGCGCCACGAAAUCAUCGCUCUUCACUCUGCCCAAAACACAGACGGAGCCCAAAACUACCCUCAAUGCAUCAACUUGCAGAUCACUGGAAGCGGUACCGCCAAUCCCGCUGGUACUGCUGGUGAAAAACUCUACACCCCAACCGACCCAGGUAUCUUGGUCAACAUCUAUCAAUCCUUGUCGACCUAUGUUAUUCCUGGACCAACUCUUUGGAGUGGUGCUGCAGUUGGUGCUGCUGCCGCUGCUCCUACCACAUUUGUGACCGCCGUCGCUACUCACGCGCCCCCUGCUUCGCCUACUAUUGCCACCUCUGUCUUGAACUCCGUCGCUCCUUCAGUGACUUCCUUCGUCCCUGUCGUGACUGUUACUGAUGUAGUUACCGUGACUACCGUCAUCACUACUACCGUCUUUUAA
Talaromyces marneffei is the source of this 942-nucleotide messenger RNA. RefSeq lists its product as uncharacterized. The transcript is spliced from 2 exons. The record is from RefSeq and is a predicted model, not a curated record. The coding region runs from base 1 to 942 and encodes 313 amino acids. NCBI's taxonomy places the organism in Eukaryota, Fungi, Ascomycota, Eurotiomycetes, Eurotiales, Trichocomaceae.